AUGGUCAUGGACCAUUGUCUUGACGAACAUGCCCGACCGUCCAGUCAGCCAUUCAGUUCGACGUUUUACGUGAUGAAGCUGGAAUGGUGCGUCUUUGCGAUCCUUCGGCCUUGCGUGGUUGCGCGGCAGGCGGCCAGUGAGAUGAGUGGCAUACAGAGCAGCAGCUUACUACCCCUGAAGAGCGACGAGGAGGCACCAUAUCUUGACUACAACCUACAAGGCCGAUGGACCCCUGACAUCGAAAAGAACCAAUGCGACUACGAAUUACCGGAUGACCGCGAUGAUGCCUUCAGCUCCCUAAGCGCUCUAUUUGGGUAUAGAAGAAACUCCUUGCUUGGCUUCGCUAGCUAUGUCAUUUUCUCUAUAAUCUCCUUUAUCUCAGCUGCCUACUAUUUCUGGUCGCUAAUACCUUACGAGCCUUCACAACACAGCCCGGUUUCAAUUGUCGCAAUUACCUAG
This is a messenger RNA of Aspergillus homomorphus CBS 101889, 459 nucleotides long. RefSeq lists its product as uncharacterized. Lineage: Eukaryota; Fungi; Ascomycota; Eurotiomycetes; Eurotiales; Aspergillaceae. The coding region runs from base 1 to 459 and encodes 152 amino acids. The transcript has 4 exons. The record is from RefSeq and is a predicted model, not a curated record.